AUUGGCAUGAAAGCGGGGUGGUUGUUGCACGUAUGUGUACGGUCGGUGUUGUUUGUAUACAGAGAGCACAUUGAGUACGCAAUAGUUUUCUUUCAAAUCGAAUCCUUUUAUUGGUGGAUAUAUGUAUUGUAAUAACUGUCGAAUGCACAUUUGUGUUAAGUUUUAAGCAGGAAAGUUGAACAUAAAAUAACAUUUGAUGAUAAUAUUGCGUGUCUUUAACAAUGGAUGUUGAAAACGUCGAAGCAUCUGGAAGUGUUCCAAAUGUUGCUGGAGAUGCAUGUGGGGAUUCUAUGGUCACGGAUGGGAACGAAACCCCUGCAAGUGCCACUGGCGCAGCAGGUUUAGCCCAAGAAAGAGUUAAACGUAAAGCUAAAAGAAUUGUACGACAAAAUAGUCGAGAAAACGUGGCCUCAGGAGCGGUGUUACCACAACGUUCUUGGAAAAACAGCCGCAGACCUAGAAAUGGUCAUGGGAGAGGGCUGCCCAAAAAAGGUGGCGCGGGGGGUAAAGGAGUCUGGGGAUUACCAGGCUCAGAGCUUUUAGAAGAGUAUGAAGAUAUCAAUGAUCCAAACUUUGAUACUGAAUGUAUAAGUCACAAAGAUAUAGAGUUGAAGGCCGUUAUUCCUGAAGUUUCUGCAGAAGAAUUCUUGAAAAAGGCUGAACCCGUUAUUCUUGAAUAUUUUGAACAUGGGGAUACCCAAGAAGCUGCGCAAUCAUUUGAGGAGUUCAUAUUUGGACCUAGAAGAUAUUUGAUUACCCAAUUGGCUAUAGAACUAGCUAUGGAUCAUAAACCCUCUCAUCGGGAGAUGACCUCUGUUCUUAUUUCAGACCUUUAUGGAGUUGUGAUAAGUGAAAAAGACAUUGCUUAUGCAUUUGAGGAGUUGCUGAAAAAUUUGCCAGAUUUGAUACUAGACACUCCAGAAGCUCCAACACUGCUUGGUAAUUUUAUAGCAAGAGCUGUAGCUGAUGAUUGUCUUCCACCAAAAUUCAUUACGACUCACAGAGAAAAUCCAGCUAAUGAGCAUGCCAGCACUGCACUAAGUCGUGCAGAUACUCUUUUAUCCAUGAAACAUGGAAUGGUUCGUCUUGAUAAUGUUUGGGGGGUUGGUGGUGGUUUGAGACCAGUGAAAUCCUUGACCCGCCAGAUGAAUCUAUUACUUAAAGAAUUUUUGUCUUCGGGUGACAUUCAAGAAGCAAUUAGAUGUUUACAAGUACUAGAAGUUCCUCAUUUUCAUCAUGAGUUGGUUUAUGAGGCAGUGGUUAUAGCUAUUGAAGCAGUUAAUUCUAAUACUGAAGCACAAAUUUGCACAUUUCUCAAAGCUUUGGAUCAAGCAGUUAUCAUAACUCCGCAUAUGAUGGAAAGAGGAUUUCAACGAGUUUUUGAUGAUAUGGCUGACAUAUGCCUAGAUGUACCGCUUGCAUAUAUUAUGUUAGAUCGAUUUGUAGAGAGAUGUCAUAAUGCUGGUUUCAUAUCUGAAAAUGUUAUGAAGAAAAUGCCAAAUAGAGGUCGCAAACGAUUCGUUUCUGAAGGUGAUGGUGGACAUAUUAAAGAACACAACUUUGUAAGGGAAUAAUAUGCAUAUUUUUAUGUGUAUAUAUGUACAUGUAUAUAUAUAUAUAUAUAUAUAUAUAUAUAUAUAUAUAUAUAUGAGCAUAUAUAUAAACAGCAAAAUCAAGAGAUAUUCUAUAUUUGACCUGAUAAAAGUUCUGUAAAAUUUGACAUCAUAUUGAAUAUGCAAAUUAGGCGGCUUGUAUGGUAUUCAGAAACUAAAUUGAUUAAUCAUCAUAGCUAUUUUGUAUUUCUGCAUUUCGAACAUAGUUCAGAUGGUUUAUGGGAGUUCUAGAAAUUACCGAUUUGGUAAUUGUUUGUAAGUGUUUUUGAAUGAAAUUCUUUAUAUUUUAUUCAUAUCUUGUUAAAAUAGUAAUUAUAGUAUUUGAUUAUAUUUCAGUUUAUCCUAGUUUGAAUUUACUUAUUUUGUUUGUAAAUAUUUUGAUAAUGUAUAUCACAAUGUUGACG
Messenger RNA from Ctenocephalides felis (cat flea), 2017 nucleotides. It is a transcript of the gene Pdcd4, whose product is annotated as programmed cell death protein 4. Gene Ontology annotation, biological process: negative regulation of DNA-templated transcription. Gene Ontology annotation, cellular component: nucleus; cytosol. Bases 222 to 1574 code for a protein of 450 amino acids. The transcript has 9 exons. The record is from RefSeq and is a predicted model, not a curated record. Lineage: Eukaryota; Metazoa; Arthropoda; Insecta; Siphonaptera; Pulicidae.